Molecule: messenger RNA, 2460 nt
Organism: Rotaria sordida
Lineage: Eukaryota; Metazoa; Rotifera; Eurotatoria; Philodinida; Philodinidae
Source: the annotation of a GenBank genome assembly
AUGAACUCAACAUUUAGCGAACUCUAUAAAUCACAAUUAGUUAAAAGUAAAACUGAAGGUACAAAUUAUAUUAAAAUUGUUAAUAGUAAAGCUGACGUUAAUCACGGUCCACUUCAUCCAUUAUUGAUUGAUGCUACUAUUAGAGGACGAUUGGAUAUCGUUGAAUUCUUGGUCGAAAAUGAUUAUGUUGAUAUCAAUCAGACAAAGACAAAUGAUGAAAAUAAAUCUAGUAGUCUUAUUGUAGCUGCCAAUCAUGGUCAUACACAAAUCGUCAACUAUCUCAUUGAGAAAAAUGCUGAACUCGAGUCAAAGACAUAUAUCGAUGAAAACACAGCAUUAGCUGUUGCAGCAAUCAAAGGCCAUUUGGAAUCUGUACGGCUAUUGUAUAAGUCAGGUGCUUCUUCCAAUGUGGAAAAUCAUGAGAAAAAAACACGAAUAGUUUUAGCGGCUGAAAAUAAUCAACUAGAUGUAGUUAAUUUUUUACUUGAGCAUAAUCAUGAUCGUACAACUCUUGACGAUCUUGAACUUGCUGUUGCUUCACAUAUACUCUCACAUAAGACUACUGAAGAUUACAAACCUGAAUGGAUAAUACAAAUAUUGCAACAUUCAUUCAUCAAACGAACACAACUCAAUAUAACCAAAAUCGUUGCUGAACCAAUUACUGUCUACGAUUUCCAACAAGAAUGUCAAUCAAUCGAUGAACUCGAUCGAAUCCAACACAAUAAAGAUCGUCUGUAUAUCGAAGCAUUACUUAUUCAAGAACGUAUUCUUCUACCUCGAAAAGAUGAGAGACUAUUCACGCCAUUAUUCGAGCGAGCAACUGCAUUUAUUGAAAAAGGUGAAUUCGAUAGUUGUCUCGAUUUGACAUUACAUAUCUUUCAUCUAUGUCAAGAAUUUGAAGUUCAUAAUUGUCGUCAACAAUUCUUCUGGAUCUUCUACACUAUGUUUAAUUCAAAAAUGCCUAUUCCUGUUGAUCGAUUUUGGGAUAUAUGUGAUCUCAUCUUCAAGCCAUCACAACAGAAUUCGAUUGAUUGUCACAAAAGAGAUGCAAGAUAUCUAUUGGCAACUGCAGGAAAAAUGGAUCAUUCCGAAAUUCCAUUGAUUUUACGCGAACUCAAUUUAAAUGAAGAUUGUGUUGCCAAUAUUUACAAUCAUGGCUCAUACGCUCAGGGUACAUGUACUCCUGAAUCUGAUCGAGAUCUGAUAAUUGUUACUCGUUCAUGUCAAAAUUAUCUAUGGUUUCAGAACGAUUUUGCUUAUUUUCAUAGAUUCGAAUUACAUAAAUUAUUCAAUAAAUAUGAUGUUUGUGUAUAUUCAGUAGAAAAUUUCCAAUUAGCAUUAGAAAAAAAUUAUUUACUCUGUGUUCAAUGCCUAUUUUUAUCAGAUGAAUUUAAAAUUAAAGAAGAAAUUGACUUUCGAACAACUUAUCUAGAAAAAUAUUAUAAUACAGUACGAAUAAAACAAGUAGCUUUUUAUGAAAUGUUAUCAUCUUUUAACUUACUUGAUCCACCUAAGAAUCCAACUUAUCGAAAACGUAGUUCAACUGAAAAUGAAACAAAUCAACCGUUAUCAGAUUUUAUAUUUAAAAAUUUAUUUCAUGGCAUCCGAUUCUUAGAUAUUGGUGAACAAUUAAUUCAAACACGAUCAGUACAUGAUUUUACACGUGUGUCAUAUAUACUUAAUGAGAUGAAGGAUAUACGUGGUGAUCCAACAGACGAAUCAAGUAAACAUCGUGUAGUUGAAUAUGUUCAUAAAAAAAGUAUUGAGUUCAAAUCAAAAUUAGAUAUACUUGUACCAACAAAUAUUAUAAAAGGUACAUUCAAAGUACAUAUUACAUUCGAUUGUAAACCUAAUUCUGAACAAGUCAUUGAAAAAUUGAAAAAAACAUGUGAAAAAACGAAAUAUAAAAUUGCAUUCAUUCAAUUAUGUGCUGAUAAAAAAAAGAACAAUCUUCAACAAUUAAUAGCAUUUUCAUAUUAUCAUGGUGAAUAUCCAUCGAUUGUACAAGAAAUUGAAAAAGAAAUUCAUGAACAAUUUAAAGAUUUUAAUAUUCUACGUAUUCAAAUAAAAUCAUUAGCAUCAAAUGAAGGUAUACCACAAACUGAUAUUGAUAAAGAAUUAUUCUGGAAUGAAAAAACAUAUUAUUUCGAAUUUCAUUAUCGAAUUGUUUUGAAACAUGAACUUGAUGGAAAUUUUUUAAAGUUUCUUCAGAAAAGAUGCGAAUCGAAUUCUAGAUAUAAGUUAUAUCUAUCACCUUAUGCAUUGAAACAAAUAGAUCAUAAAAAAAUUCAUUAUAUAAUUACAAUGCGUUUAUUUGAUGUUGGUCGAAAUGGAGCAUUUCAAAUGAAUGAUCAAGUUAUUAAGUAUUACAAAGGAAUUCUUUUUCUACCAUCAAAAAUUGAACCUGAAUUUAUUGUUUAUGAUACAAACAUGGAUUUGAUGAAUCUUGAAAAUUCUUAG